AUCUGAUCGGCGGUGUCAUAUCCCCAUACCCCAGAAUCUAGUGUUGUUUUCACAAUAAGAUACAUAGCCCUGGAGGUAGAUAUUCAACCAUGUCUUCUCUACCCACCGAGAAAGCCCCACGGACAGUGGAAGCCGAGGAAAACCCCACAAAAUCAGAGAAUCCAGCCGGCUCUGAGCCCGCACGCCAGAAAUGGUAUGAGUGGUUUGCGCCAACAGAUACUCCCGCCGAGCGGCGGCUGAUUCUCAAGCUCGAUGGACUGAUCAUCGUCUUCGUUUUCCUGGCAUACUGGGCCAAGGUCUUGGAUUCUUCGGCUACAAGUACAGCCUAUGUGUCUGGCAUGAAGGAAGAUUUGAAGCUUUAUGGGAACCAAUUGAAUUAUCUGCAAACCGUCUACAUGGUUGGUUUCAUCACGAUGCAGAUUCCUCUGACAUUAUUGAUGACUCGCUGCCCCGUGAACUAUUUCCUGCCUGCCGCUGAUCUAUUCUGGGGUGUCUUCACUCUGGCGCAGUACAAGGCCAGCAAUGUCACCCAGCUCUACGCUCUCCGCUUCUUCGUCGGUGCCCUUGGUGGCUUCUUCUUCCCUGCCGUGCAAUGGUACCUGGGUAGUUGGUACAAGCGCUCGGAACUGUCCCGUCGAGGCGCAAUAUUUUUUAUUGCCUCCCAAGUCGGCAGCAUGAGCUCGGGAUAUAUUCAAGCGGGAGCUUAUGCCAGGCUUGAUGGUCGGUAUGGGAUUGAAGGGUGGAGAUGGCUGUACAUCAUUUGCUUUGCAUGCACAAUCCCCAUCGCCUUUCUAGGCCUUUGCGUCCUCCCCAGCACACCCGACAAAUGCAACUCGCGCUUCCUCAGCGCCGACGAAGUCCGCCUCGCACAAGAGCGCAUGGCAUCCGAGAACCGCGAAGCCCGCCAACCCUUUACCAAGUCGAAGGUUCUCCAGAUCCUGAAAGGUUGGCGGCUGUGGGUUCUAGUUGCGUUUGCAUUCUUUUUCUCGCAGGCAGAUGGUGUAUCCUCGAACAGCGGCUUGCCGAUCUGGCUUAAGGAGGAGGGAUACUCGGUCGAGAGUAUCAACACGAUCACGACAGUCUCGCCGGCGGUCACCAUUGUGGCCUCUGUGAUUUGUGGUGUUCUCUCUGAUGUAUACGAUGCGAAGGCUAGCUUGAUUGCUAUCACUGCUGUGCUGAAUAUCUUUGCUUGCAUUGUGCUAGCUAUCUGGAAUGUCCCUGUUGGACUGAAAUUCUUUGCGUUCUUCCUGUCUGGCACGGCGGAUGGUAUUGCGGCUAUUAUUUAUGCCUGGGCAAAUGAGAUUUGUGCUCAUAGUGCCGAGGAGCGUGCUAUUGUCAUCAGUGCGAUGAAUACCAUUGGUAAUACGUUCGGGGCUUGGAUUCCACUUUUCGUGUGGAAGACUGUUGAUGCUCCAAGAUACCUUAUUGGAUAUAACUGGACUAUUGCCCUUGAUGUGUGCAUGCUAGCUAUGCUGGCUGUUCUAUAUCAGUUCUGGGCCCGCGAAAAGAAGCGGUCUCAAGCAUAGAUGGGUAUUAUACUGGAAAGGGGUAAAACAAUAGAUUGAGAUAAUUUAAUGAUUAUGUAUAUUCUGACUUUUUC
Messenger RNA from Penicillium samsonianum, 1600 nucleotides. RefSeq names its product Major facilitator superfamily domain general substrate transporter. Bases 90 to 1526 code for a protein of 478 amino acids. Gene Ontology annotation, molecular function: transmembrane transporter activity. Lineage: Eukaryota; Fungi; Ascomycota; Eurotiomycetes; Eurotiales; Aspergillaceae. Gene Ontology annotation, cellular component: membrane. The transcript has 5 exons. The record is from RefSeq and is a predicted model, not a curated record. Gene Ontology annotation, biological process: transmembrane transport.